AAUACCAAAGGCAAAGGUGCCAUCUUGCAUUCAGAGUUUUGUGUUGCUCAUUCCCAUGUGGGGGUCUACAAGAAUAGUCUGAAAUGCUUUAAUGAUGAAAAACACAUUAUUUUCAUAUACUGUACAAUGCUACAGCACUGCGUUUCACCCGGUUUCUGAAACACUCCAUUUCAGCUCCUGUCUCUCUCAGGCCUCCUUCCCAAAAAGCCCAGUCUGCUCUGACUGGUCUGACCAAACAGCCUGAGCAGGGGAAGGUAACGCUACACUUAGAUUUCCUCAUACAGUGCACUUCCGGAUAACAACAAAAAACCUGAUUGACUGCUACAGGUACAGAUUUUUGUUGUCUCUUACCACAGUGCUAUCAAGAUAGUUAACUGAACACCUCAACCUUCAAAUGUGCAGCACAGGACAAAAGAAGACAAAAUGAGUUAGUGUACCCGUCUGCACUGUCAAAUCUGAUGUAAUAUAGACUGCAAGGAAGGCUGUCAAUCUUCUUGGCAGGAAUUUUUGGUGACAAUGUCUGCAACCAGAGGCAAAAAGAGAAGAGCAGUCACGAGCUACUGUGACUGGAUGUCCCAACUACCACCUGAACUUCACAACAUUCCUCUCUUUAAUCUGGCCAUUCCAGGUAGCCAUGACUCAAUGAGCUAUGACUUGGACAUCAACUCUCAUAUAAUAGAGCCUGAUAUACUGAGAAGAUUCAGCAAGAUUUAUUGUGCACGUAAAAUCGUGCGCAGAUGGGCGCUCACUCAGGAGGAGACCAUCACGAAGCAACUGGAUGCAGGAGUUCGCUACUUUGACCUGAGGAUUGCUCGAAAGCGGAAUGAAACCGACCCCACAAGGCUUUACUUUUAUCAUGGGCUGUGCACACACACUGACGUGGAGACUGUCCUCAGGGUCGUACAUGACUGGGCUGAGAGGCACCCUAAAGAGAUCCUCAUUCUGGCUUUGUCCCACUUCAAAGGGUUUGAUAAAAAGGAUGAACAGCGCCUCCACAACCAUCUUAUCAACUUCAUCAAGACCUUGUUUGGACCCAAACUCUUCCCUAGAGGGGAAACCCCUACCCUGAAGAAGUGCUGGGACCAAGGCAGGAACGUCAUAGUUUCGUAUGACUGGCAGGCAAAACGUCCCCUCGAGAUCUGGACUGAAAUAAUUUAUUACUACGGUAAUAGUAUUGAUCCAACAAAAGUUGAAUCCAAUCUUCGUCAGCAGUUGGAAAAAGAAAGGCCCUCUCGACACUUCUUUGUCUGUGGCUUGAACCUGACACUGCCCAGGGAUGCCAAGAUACUCAAGUACAUCCUUCGACUUUGUGACAACUUUCCCAACGUCAUACGGAGGAGUCUGCCUCGCCUGCUGCGGUGGGUGAAAGAGCAGGCGGGCAGGACACCCAUGAACAUCGUCGCCUCAGACCUGGCGACUCGGGGCGACUUCAUCUCCACGGUCGUCGAGCUCAAUAUUUCGAAACGCGCCUGAGAGCGCAGAGGGAACAUAUCUGGUUUUGUUUGUUGUUUUAG
Messenger RNA from Acanthopagrus latus (yellowfin seabream), 1514 nucleotides. Its product is annotated as PI-PLC X domain-containing protein 1-like. Gene Ontology annotation, biological process: lipid metabolic process. NCBI's taxonomy places the organism in Eukaryota, Metazoa, Chordata, Actinopteri, Spariformes, Sparidae. Gene Ontology annotation, molecular function: phosphoric diester hydrolase activity. The coding region runs from base 517 to 1473 and encodes 318 amino acids. The transcript is spliced from 7 exons. The record is from RefSeq and is a predicted model, not a curated record.